UGAAGGGAUUCUUAUUUAUCAGUUUGUUCUAGAUAUUCAAAGAAGAACAUGAUUAAAAUAACAUUUUCUUUUUUGUUCAUUAUCGGAACCAUAAAUGGUCAACAAAGGGAAUCUUGGAUUGAUAUUUGUGCUGAAGGUUUCAACAAACCUUAUGAUUGCUGCCAUAAAAGUCCUCGGGACUCAGCAACCUUUGCUAUCUCAGUAGAUGAAGGUAUGGAGGACCAUGAGUACUUAAUAACUACUGCAUCAUCUGACAGUUACGCAUUUCAACGUCAAAAAUGCCUUCUGCUGGACUCUUUGGAUGACCCGAACUUUGGUUAUCAACUGGUAACUUUUGAAACUCAGAAAGAGAACAAUUGUGUUGCUAAAUAUUUGGCUUCAGAGUACCCAGCCUCCUCAUUUUUCCUUGGACUGAGGGCAGAGACGGAUGCGAUCAAUGCCUUCUACUGGGAUGAUGAGAUGAAAUAUCAAGUUGGAUAUGAUGCAGCUAAAGAGGACCCGGAUAUUCCUGCUUUCUCUAACUGGGCUCCAACAUCACCUGCUGGAUUAGAAUGCGUUAAGAUGGAAGCAGGACCUGCAAGUAAAACUAAUGGACUCUGGCAAACUGUUACGUGUGAAACUAAACUAUACUCUAUUUGUGAAAGGUAUCCACUUCCCUCUUCCAAGACUGGGCUUGAAGAAAAUCAGAACUAAGACGAUGAUAUUUUAAAAAAUCACUGCUUUAAAUUCGCAGUAUUGGUUGGUUUUACACUAGAUGCAGAUCUUGUCUUCCUCCUUUCAAUUGUUGUCAAAAUACUACAGUCGUUUUCGUCGCAUUUAUCAGUAAACUUGCAAUUUGAAAAACGCUUGGUAGGAAUCAAAGCAUUAUAAAUAAGAAGUCGUCUUCAUUGUAUUGUUAUAAACACUGACCACUUUAUCAAAUCCAAUUUUCCUUGAAAACUUUGGUCUGAAUGUCAACCAGAGCUGGGAACUUUAGAAUGGGAAAUCCUUAAUCGUAAUCGGUUAGUUAAUCUGGAGAUUAAUAACAAGAGCAAAACAAGAAUUAUUUAAUCUGGAUAUUAAGAAAAAGAGGAGAUCAAGCAUUAAUCCUGAUAUCCACAAUUAAAAGUUCUCAGCUCUGGCGACAUAAACCAUGGAUUAGACUAUUUUUGGGCUAACAUUAUUCAUAGUUUGAAAUAUCAAAGUUCUACAACAUACGGUUAAAAAAAAAUGUUGUGAUUAGAAAACUGAGAAUUCAGGUUCUAUGUUGAAUUUCCAAUGGCCCCGUACUUACACCCUUAAGCCUUUGACUGAUCAAAAAUAAAUAAGAUAUUUUACUUUUUCUCUUGGAAAAUUGAAUCUUUUCAAUUGUGGGUAUUAAAUGAUACAAAAUUGUUAAUUGGACAAACAGAUUUGAAAAUAAAAAAAGUGCAUUUAA
Messenger RNA from Eurytemora carolleeae, 1417 nucleotides. RefSeq lists its product as uncharacterized. The transcript is spliced from 2 exons. The coding region runs from base 49 to 693 and encodes 214 amino acids. The record is from RefSeq and is a predicted model, not a curated record. Lineage: Eukaryota; Metazoa; Arthropoda; Copepoda; Calanoida; Temoridae.